AUGAAUAACGAUGACAUACUCAUAAACGGACCUGAUAAAUCUUCUCAUAAAACACAAAUAAUGGAAAAACUUGAAAAAUACAACCCAUCAUUAGUAUUAGAAAAUAAAGCAAGUGUUGCGAGAGAUCAUUUAGGUGAAUUUACUAUAAUUGUUAUUCAUUCAAUCACACAAUCUAUAUUAACAGGAGGAGGACUCGAUUCAAAUAAUGAUGAUGAGGCUAGGAAUAGCUUUUAUAGGUUUUGGAAUUAUUUUUCUUGGAUUGGGUCUCUUUAG
This is a messenger RNA of Dentiscutata erythropus, 273 nucleotides long. The record is from the annotation of a GenBank genome assembly. NCBI's taxonomy places the organism in Eukaryota, Fungi, Glomeromycota, Glomeromycetes, Diversisporales, Gigasporaceae.